AUGGCGGCGGAGGGGGAGGACAAGAAGGAUGCUAAUUCCGUUGGAGGCGGCGGCGGCGAGAACACCCUGGAGUCGGCGGAGGAGGCGAUUCUGCAGGCGGUAGGGCAAGAGCCCGGUCAAGAAUUGGAGGGCGAGGCGGAGGAGAGCGCAGAUCGAGAGGGGAACGGCGACGACGCUGGGAAGGAAGAUAGUGGGUGUAAAGAUCUGGUCCUGGUAGAGGACCCUGUCCUGGUCGAGGAUCCAGAGGAAGCGGUAGCAACUGCAGCAUUUCAGGAAGAAAUGAGAGCGCUUUUGGCGUCUGUCCCUGAAGGUGCCGGGGCAUCAUUUACUGCGAUGCAGCUGCAGGAGCUAGAGCAGCAGUCUCGGGUAUACCAGUAUAUGGCUGCCCGUGUGCCUGUGCCUACCCAUCUCGUCUUCCCCAUCUGGAAGAGUGUUACCGGUGCAUCCUCUGAAGGCGCGCAGAAUUACCCUACAUUGAUGGGAUUGGCAACACUCUGCUUGGACUUUGGGAAGAGCCCAGAACCAGAACCAGGAAGGUGCCGGCGAACAGAUGGAAAAAAGUGGCGGUGCUGGAGAAAAACAAUCCCAAACGAGAAAUAUUGUGAACGCCAUAUGCACCGUGGUCGCAAGCGUCCUGUACAGGUUAUUGUUGAGGAUGACGAGCCUGAUUCCGCAUCAGGGUCAAAAUCAUCAUCUGGCAAAGUCACUGAAGGAGGCAAGAAGACUGACGACAAGAGUUCAAGUAGCAAGAAGCUUGCAGUGGCAGCACCAGCUGCUGUGGAGUUUACAUGA
This is a messenger RNA of Triticum turgidum subsp. durum (durum wheat), 792 nucleotides long. The record is from the annotation of a GenBank genome assembly. NCBI's taxonomy places the organism in Eukaryota, Viridiplantae, Streptophyta, Magnoliopsida, Poales, Poaceae.